Molecule: messenger RNA, 1941 nt
Organism: Carlito syrichta (Philippine tarsier)
Lineage: Eukaryota; Metazoa; Chordata; Mammalia; Primates; Tarsiidae
Gene: EPYC
Product: epiphycan
Exons: 7
Coding region: 502-1470 (322 amino acids)
Molecular function (GO): protein binding
Source: RefSeq, a predicted model, not a curated record
UAAGGUUUUGGCAACAUUUACUAAAUUUUAGUUAACAUUAAUGCAAAGUGAAAAAUGCAAUUCAAGACAUGCAAGGUUUAGGAAAAAUAUUUCCCAUUGAACAGUUCUGAAAUAUCCAUUUAUUACCAUAUACAUUAAUAUAUUUUUCUUAAUGGGUGAAUUUGUUAUAGAUGAGAUGUUAAAACCAACUCUUUCCAUUUAAAAAUACUAAGGUGACACACUGGCAAUUAUAACUCCAUUAAUAUAAUUGCAAGAACUUUAUAUCUUAUGUAAUUUGGAUUCUACUGCUUACUUGGGUGACUAUUAAAUAAUUUGAGGUUUUUAAAGACUGAGAAGCAUUUCUCAAGGUUAGCUUUCCCAAACAGAAAGUUGAGUGUUAUAAAUUCCACCUCCCACAGACCAGAAUUCACAUCCAUUGGUCAGGGGCAAAUACCACUGGCUCUGCGUCCUCGGUCACUUUAUGCCAUUUCACCAAGCCGGAGCCAAAGGAAAGUUUGAAAAAUGAAAAUAUUGGCAAGACUUGUUCUGGGACUUGUCAUCUUUGAUGCUGCUGUGACUGCCCCAACUCUAGAGUCCAUCAACUAUGACUCAGAAAACUAUGAUUCCACCUUGGAAGAUCUGGAUAACUUAUACAACUAUGAAAGCAUGCCUAUUGAUCAAACUGAGAAUGAAAUAGCGACAGUGAUGCCUUCAGGGAACAGAGAACUCCGAACUCCUGCCCUACAGCCUGAGGAGGCCCAGGAGGAGGAGGAGGAAGAGGAGUCCACCCCCAGGCUGAUCGAUGGCUCCUCACCACAGGAGCCCGAAUUCACAGGGGUUCUGGGCCCACACACCAAUGAAGACUUUCCAACCUGCCUUCUAUGUACUUGUAUAAGCACCACCGUGUACUGUGAUGACCAUGAACUUGAUGCUAUUCCUCCAUUGCCCAAGAACACUGCUUAUUUUUAUUCCCGUUUUAACAGAAUUAAAAAGAUCAACAAGAACGACUUUGCAAGCCUAAAUGAUUUAAGAAGGAUUGAUCUGACAUCGAAUUUAAUAUCGGAGAUUGAUGAAGACUCAUUCCGAAAGCUGCCUCAACUUCGAGAGCUCGUCCUGCGUGACAACAAAAUAAGGCAGCUCCCAGAGCUGCCGACCACUUUGACAUUUAUUGAUAUUAGCAGCAAUAGACUUGGAAGGAAAGGGAUAAAGCAAGAAGCAUUUAAAGACAUGUAUGAUCUCCAUCAUCUGUACCUCACUGAUAACAACCUGGACCACAUCCCUUUGCCGCUUCCAGAAAACUUACGGGCCCUUCACCUCCAGAAUAACAACAUUCUGGAGAUGCACGAAGAUACAUUCUGCAAUGUUAAAAAUUUGACCUACAUUCGGAAGGCACUAGAGGAUAUUCGAUUGGAUGGCAACCCAAUCAAUCUCAGCAAAACUCCUCAAGCAUACAUGUGUCUACCUCGUUUGCCUGUUGGGAGCCUUGUCUAAUUGCAAAUAACGGUCAGCGUCUUGAUGCCUACUAUAACAAAGCAAUUCUUACUGCUCUUUUCAAAACCAAAACUCAGCAUGAUACUUUCAAAUUGUGUUCUGAGGAAUGACAUUACAUAAAAUACAACAAAAAGUGUUACAGUAUAAUGGAAAUUUAGCAAUUUAAGGAAACACCAAAUGAGGUAGGAAUCAAUCUACAAGAUGUACAGAAAAAACAAAACUAAGUGAGAGAAAAUAUUUCAAAGAUAUUCUUAUAAAUCACAUGUAACAUGCAAGUUUUAGGGGUUCAUAUCUUAUAUGAUUUCAAAUUAAGUAUAUAAUAAAUAAUAACUCAUAAAUGAACACUUUAGUUAUUUUGGCAAGAUUUAGAUGUUUUUAAUUGAACUUUUCUAUUCUUUUUUUUUAAUUAAAGCAUGUUCUCCCCUAAUUCAUUAAAGAGCAUGGAGAAAAAAAUAAACAUAUUUGAAAAUU